AUGGCCUUCUUUCAAUCUCCUCCGUGGCAUGACGGAGAGAAGUCCAUCCAUAAACGUACCCAUGUACGCUACGACGAGGACAACCCGACCUCACCUUUCUUGACUCCCCGGGCAGCGCAACAAAUUCAGCGCUACCAACUUAUGGCUCUUGGGACAUUGGACGACAACGACCGGCCUUGGUGCACAGUCUGGGGUUCUGGCAAACCUCCCCUGGCACAAUCCAUUGGGCAGAGCAUUAUGGGCAUUCGAACCAACGUAGACGCCAGUUUUGACCCCGUGGUUGAAGCCAUAUGGAAGGGGAAAGGUAAUGGGGAAGUCUUCCGACCCGAAGGUGAUGGGAAAAUGAUGGCCGGAGUGAGCAUUCAACUAGAAGAGCGAGGCCGAGUCAAGUUGGCCGGAAAGAUUAUCGCUGGGGCCCUCAACACUGGCGCGCAGUCUUCUGAGCAGACAAGGAACGAAGGCAAUAUUCCGUCAGGAAUAUCAGGCGAGGUCCAGUUGGUGAUUAAGAUUGACCAGAGUCUAGCAAACUGUCCGAAAUACCUCAACCGGAAGAAAAUCACUUCUGCGGCUCCGAAACCAGUGCUUCUCUCCUCUUCGCCCCAUCUCACACAGAAAGCCAUUGACCUCGUUCACCAAGCGGAUUUGUUUUUCAUCACCUCUGCACAUGAGCACGAGGACAUGGAUACCAACCAUCGGGGUGGCCCACAAGGCUUCAUUCGCGUACAUCAACCGGAGGAUCCCAACAAAGGAAGUACGAUCGUCUGGCCCGAGUACAGUGGGAACAAUCUGUACCAGACAUUGGGAAACCUGGAGACCACGCCUCGGGCGGGACUCGCCAUUCCAGACUUCGCAACGGGCGAUGUACUAUAUGUGACAGGAGACACAGAAACGCUGGUUGGCGCGGAAGCCAGCAACGUGAUUGCCAAGACGAAGCUCGCCGUGCGGCUGAAGGUCACAGGGGCAAGGCUUGUCCAAGAAGGCCUGCCUUUCCGCGGGACAUUGAUGGGUGACGCCUCGCAAGGUCGCUCACCGUAUAAUCCGCGCGUGCGGUUUCUAGCGAGCGAGCAGGCCGAUGGCAUGGCCACAUCCGCCGCUGGAACAGCUCCAAUCACCGCACAGAUGGUGCUUAAGUCAAAGAUCACGCCCACCAUCACGCGGUACCGGUUUGCACUGACGGAUCCUACGACGUUUGGGCCGUGGAAGCCUGGACAAUACGUGGCUAUGGAUUUCGCCGACGAGUUGGACAUGGGCUAUUCACACAUGCGAGACGACGACCCGACAAGCCUAAACGACGACUUCAUCCGGUCGUUCACCGUCUCGUCGGCCCCCAACUCUCUAGGCGUGCAUGGCGAGGAAUUCGAAACCACAAUCCGCACGGUCGGCAGUGUCACCCUUUGGCUCGAAUGGCAGCGUCCAGGGAUGUGCGAGGUGGAAGUGCUCGGGUUCGGCGGCGAGUUCGCCUUCGCACAAGACAACAGUGGUAAAAAGACUGGCUUUGUGGCCGCCGGCAUUGGAAUCACGCCGUUGCUUGGACAGAUGGGUCCUGGUGUUCUGGACCUGACGCGCCUCAAGGUCUGGUGGAGCGUUGGGAUCCGAGAUGUGGGAUUGCCGCUGGAUAUACUCACACAGUAUCCGGACCUGAGGCCUGCGUUGACCAUCUACCUGACCGGAGACGAGGCGUGGUUGGCAAGUGAUAGGGAACAACAGGUGAAAUUGCAAAAGCUCAUCGACACGGAUGUGGCCAUCAAGCGGAGGAGGCUCGAACAAACAGAUCUGACAGGCGCACAGGAUGAGGUGGACAAUUGGUAUCUCUGCACGGCGCCAGCGCUGCGGAAGAUCGUGCAGGACUGGCUGCCCGGCAAGGCUCUCGUGUAUGAGAAUUUCGAUUAUUGA
Molecule: messenger RNA, 1893 nt
Organism: Capronia coronata CBS 617.96
Lineage: Eukaryota; Fungi; Ascomycota; Eurotiomycetes; Chaetothyriales; Herpotrichiellaceae
Exons: 1
Coding region: 1-1893 (630 amino acids)
Molecular function (GO): oxidoreductase activity
Source: RefSeq, a predicted model, not a curated record